This is a messenger RNA of Chrysoperla carnea, 514 nucleotides long. It is a transcript of the gene ND-B14.5B, whose product is annotated as NADH dehydrogenase [ubiquinone] 1 subunit C2. NCBI's taxonomy places the organism in Eukaryota, Metazoa, Arthropoda, Insecta, Neuroptera, Chrysopidae. The transcript has 3 exons. Gene Ontology annotation, cellular component: mitochondrial inner membrane. The coding region runs from base 58 to 405 and encodes 115 amino acids. Gene Ontology annotation, biological process: mitochondrial electron transport, NADH to ubiquinone. The record is from RefSeq and is a predicted model, not a curated record.
UUUACGUAAUUUUUAUUUGGAUAGAAAAGGAAUUUCUGUCAAAAAAAUUUACGGACAAUGGCAGGAAAAAGUCCAGUAGAAUUAUUAACGCCAGAUCCAAAUCGAAUUCCUUCCUUUCUUUCAGAUAAAAUUGUUCCAAUAAUAUGUGGGGCAUUAGGUUUUGGAUGUGUAUGUUAUGUUAAUUGGGGCAGUAGGCGACCCGUUUUCAGCGGUGUUCAAAAACAUGUUUUGGCUUCGACAAUAGGAGUUGUUCUAGGAAAAAUAGUCGAUCAAAAACGUAAUGAAUAUUUGUCUGAAAGGGAUGCGGUUUUACGCCAUUAUAUUGAGUUACAUCCUGAAGAUUUCCCUGCACCUGAACGGAAAAAAUUUGCUGAUAUUCUACAACCAUGGAUCCCAAUACGAUAGACAUUUAAAAAAAUUUUCGUAGAAGUUUUGCAGCGUAUAAUCAAUUCCUUGUUAAUUUAUCAUUAUAAGAUUGUAUAUAUAAAAUAAAUUAAUUGAAAUAUACAAUUUA